AUGGAUGACAAACUAUGUGGGAGGUUUCGUCUUUUGAUAAGAUAUUUACCUGAUGAAUUAAACACAUCUACAGAACACGAUUUUCAUGAUAAUGGGAAAAUUAGUAAUUAUUGCCCUAUUGAAGAUUCAGGAAACAAAAAAAAAUGUAAGACUGAUUUUGAUAAAAUUAAGGCUGGAUGUUUAUGGUUGUUUGAGCAAUUGUUUGUGAAAAAUAAUAAUAGUAAUACCAAUAAUGUCGAAUAUAUUAUGGUAUGGUUAAGUUAUAUGUUAACCUUAAAUAAAAAUCACAAAAUCAACAAUCUAAAAGAAUUUUAUGAUGCGCAUAUAAAGAAUAAUACGUAUUAUAUUAAUUGUGAUAAUAAUGGUAAACCUUGUAGUGAUUCAUUAAAAAAAAUAACGGGAUAUACAAAUUAUAAGGAAAUCAUAGAUAAUAAAAUACAUUUUAUGACUAUUGGUAUUAAUGAUUUGUCUAAAUUUUAUGAUGCAUUUAAAUUAUUAUGUAAUCUGUAUAAUGAAAUUACUAAAAAAAAUCCAAAUUGCGAUAAAUAUUUGGAAUAUGCUGAUAAAUUUGUUAAAAAAUAUGACGAUCUUAUCAAAGAUCCUAAUAUUACUAAAGAUAAUUCCUAUAAUAAACUAUUUUCUACUUUAUUAAGUGAUUAUAAUAAUUUAAAAAAUGAACAUAAUAUUCCUCAAAGUUGCAAAUCUGUAUCCCUUCCAGAGAUAAAUACAAAAAAUUCUAAACAACUUUCUGAACUUUCUGAAAAUUCUGGACAUUCUGGACAUUCUGGACAUUCUGGACAUUCUGGACAUUCUGAGCAUUCUGAACUUUCUGAAGUUACAUCAUCAAGUUUGUCGAUAUCAAACAAAAUAUUUAUAGUUUUAUCGAUAUUUGGUGCAAUAGCAUUUUUUUUAGGAAUUUCUUACAAGUAUUCGUUAUUUGGAUUUCGGAAACGGGACCAAAAACAAUAUUUAAGAGAAAAGCUAAAAAAAUAA
Plasmodium yoelii is the source of this 993-nucleotide messenger RNA. Its product is annotated as PIR protein. Lineage: Eukaryota; Apicomplexa; Aconoidasida; Haemosporida; Plasmodiidae. The record is from RefSeq and is a predicted model, not a curated record. The coding region runs from base 1 to 993 and encodes 330 amino acids. The transcript has 3 exons.